AUGCCGAUGGACGCGUUGGACCAAGAAGUUGCCGACGCAGAAGCCGACGGCUCACCACAGCGUUAUCAGCGACGGGCUAGCGACGAGAUCGAGCGCGUUUUGACCUCCUCAUCAGUCUCUACGUCCUCAGAGUCCAACGGCGAUGCUGUCCGGCGGAACAUGAGCCGCGUCUCGACGCAAAACGAUCUUGAGCGUCACCCCACGGAACUCAGUCGAAUCGCCACCGCGCGCAGUCAGCACAAUGCCACCGUCGGAAGCGGCCUGCGCGGUCGGACCGUGAGCAGGGCCUCCAAGAAACCGCUGCCGGCUUUCGGCGCUGGAAAGCCGUAUCCGCCGCUGUUGCCGGAGCGGGAAGAGUACGUCGUCGAGUUCGACGGGCCUACUGAUCCCUUGCAUUCCCAGAAUUGGCCUAUGCGGAAGAAGCUUUUGACCGCAGCCAUGCUGAGCUACACGACGCUCACCUCGGCCUUUACGUCGUCCAUCUUCUCUGCAGCCACCACCUCCGUUGCUGCGGAGUAUCAGGUCGGCACAGAAGUUGGCCUGUUGGGGACCACCUUUUACGUGCUUGGUUUCGCCUUUGGCCCUACCGUGUGGGCGCCCAUGUCCGAGCUGCGCGGUCGACGACUCCCCAUUGUUGUGGCCAUGUUUGGCUUCUCUCUCUUCUCGAUCGCUUGCGCAACCGGCAAGGAUAUCCAAACCAUUCUUAUCUGUCGCUUCUUCUCGGGCUUCUUCGGCGCCUGUCCGCUCGCCGUCGUCGCCGCCGUAUUCUCGGACAUGUUUGACAACAGGACGCGAGGCAUUGCCGUCGCCAUCUUCUCCAUGGCCACCUUCACCGGGCCCCUGCUGGCUCCCUUCAUCGGCGGCUUCAUCGUUUCGUCGUAUCUUGGCUGGCGAUGGACGGAAUAUCUGGCUUCCAUCAUGGGCGUUGUCGCCUUCGUUCUCGACCUCUUCUUCCUCGAGGAGACGUACCCGCCCGUCAUCCUGGUCGACAAGGCUGCCGACUUGCGACGACGAACCAAGAACUGGGGCAUCCACGCCAGGCAGGAGGAAAUCGAAGUCGACUUCACCGAACUCAUCCAAAAGAACUUUUCCCGUCCCAUGCGCCUCCUCUUCACCGAACCCCUCAUUCUCGCCCUCUCCAUCUACAUGAGUUUUAUUUAUGGCAUCUUGUAUCUGUUCCUCACCGCUUAUCCUCUGAUUUUUGUCGGUGUCCACGGCUUCAGCCCUGGACAGGGUGGUCUUGCUUUCUUUGGUAUGAUUGCCGGACAGGUCCUGGCUGGCGUCGUAGUCAUCCUGCAGCAGCCCUGGUAUGAUCGCAAACUUGCUGCGAACAAUGGCGUGCCUGUGCCCGAGUGGCGGUUGCCCAGCAUGAUGGUCGGCGGCAUCUCUUUUGCCAUUGGCAUCUUCUGGUUCGGAUGGACCGGAUACACCAGCAGCAUCCACUGGGUCGUCCCGGCUCUCAGCGGCGUCUUCACCGGCUUCGGUCUCCUGUCCAUCUUCCUCCAAGCCCUCAACUACCUGGUCGACGCGUACCUCAUGUUCGCUGCGUCUGCCAUCGCCGGCAACACGUUCAUGCGAUCCCUUGCAGGCGCAGGGUUCCCCCUCUUUGCUCGCCAAAUGUUCCAGGGGAUGGGCAUUCAAUGGGCGGCUACGCUGCUUGGCUGCGUGGCCGUAGUCCUGGCCCCCUUGCCCUUUGUUUUUUACAAAUACGGCAGCAGGAUCCGCGCGAGAAGUGCGUACGCGCCUACCUUUGCGGCGUCGACAGAAAAGGAGGGCGAGGACAAUGCCGCAUUGGCCAGUGUUCCUAGGAAGGAGGGUGACAAUGGAGUCUUGCAGAAGGCCUAG
Molecule: messenger RNA, 1845 nt
Organism: Metarhizium album ARSEF 1941
Lineage: Eukaryota; Fungi; Ascomycota; Sordariomycetes; Hypocreales; Clavicipitaceae
Product: major facilitator superfamily
Exons: 2
Coding region: 1-1845 (614 amino acids)
Biological process (GO): transmembrane transport
Molecular function (GO): transmembrane transporter activity
Source: RefSeq, a predicted model, not a curated record